Molecule: messenger RNA, 2097 nt
Organism: Rhipicephalus microplus (southern cattle tick)
Lineage: Eukaryota; Metazoa; Arthropoda; Arachnida; Ixodida; Ixodidae
Source: RefSeq, a predicted model, not a curated record
AUGAACCUCGUCAAGCCCCCGGAACCGCUGCAACUGUCCGGCAACAUCAGGAAAAACUGGCUGGUAUUCAAGCAGAAGCUGCAGCUGUUCAUCACCGCUACGGAACCGGAGAAGCCCCGCCCAUCGGCCGGAAAAGCAGCGAUUCUUCUGAGCACCGCGGGGGACGAGGCGCUCGAGGUCUACAACAACUUCUCGUUUGCGGCAGGUGAGAGCAAAGAAGAUUAUGACACGUUAGUGCUGAAAUUUGAAGAAUAUUGUGUCGACCAGGGUAAUGAAGUCUACGAAAGGCACAUUUUUCGACUGCGAAAGCAGGAAGAGGCCGAGCCCUUUGAGCGGUUCCUACGGGACUUAAAAAAGCAAGCAAAGCUGUGCAACUUCGGUACGCUUGAAGAGUCCAUGAUCAGGGAUCAAGUGGUGUUUGGGACAAAUAAUGCGAAACUUCGAGAAAAGUUGCUGAGCGACAAAGACUUAAACUUGCAGAAAGCAGAAGAAAUUUGCAAAGCUGCUGAGAUUGCUGCCAUUCAGAGCGCAGCAUGGUCAUAUGAAAGCCUGCACGUUGACGUUACACGCCGCACACACCACACGAAGUUUGCGAAUGGAACUCGGUGUCGAAAUUGUAACAGGGUACAUGCCCCCGAGCAGUGCCCGGCGUAUGGAAAAACUUGUUAUGUAUGCAAGAAACGAAAUCACUUCGCCGCAUGCUGCAACAAUGCGCGCAGGGUAAGCGAGGUUCACAAAGCCGAAGAAAGCGAUGAAAAUUUUGACAUCUUGGGCAUCAGCAUUUGUGGCGUCACCGGAGAUAUAGGAGCGGAUUGGAUGGUUCACGGAAAAAUAGCCGGUCAGGAAAUACAAUUCAAGGUAGAUACCGGGUCUCAGGCAAAUUUGCUGCCCCUAACCCUGUUCAACCGAAUCGCCCAUGCAAGCACUCCGCGAAAGAGUGCCGCUGUCCUCUCCGCCUACAACUGCAGUACAAUUAAACACGUUGGCGUGGCGACCGAAGAUCUCGAGAUAAACGAAGCACAGCAUUCAGUCUCGUUCUUUAUCGUGAAAAAGGGGCGCCAAGCCAUCCUUGGCUUAAAGACAUGCCAGCAGUUUGGUCUGGUACCGGUGACGGUGGACGCCGUGAAGGUAGGCGAUGGGCAAACGAAAUUCCAGCUUGCAUUUCCUGACCUCUUCAGCGGCACCGGCUGCGUCAGGCGACCCUACAAAAUGGUGCUACGAGAGGAUGCCGUUCCAGUCGUGCAGCCUGCCCGCAGAGUACCCAUAGCGUUGAAAGGAUGCCUGCGACAAGAACUGCAACGAAUGGAAAAGGCCUCAAUCAUCGUCAAGGUGGAUGAACCAACUGAAUGGGUGAGCCUCCUGGUAGUUGUGCACAAGAAGGAUGGUACCCUUCGCAUUCGCAUGGACCCUAGAGCAGUGAACAGGAGCAUUAAGCGGGAGCACUAUCCUAUCCCUUCAAGAGAGGACAUAGAGAGCGAGCUGGCAGGAGCACAAUAUUUCUCCCGGCUCGACGCUAAUGCCGGCUUUCAUCAGAUUCCUUUAGAUGAGGCCACUUCACGAAUAUGCACUUUUGCGACACCAUUUGGGCGGUACCGUUUUUUGCGUCUGCCUUUUGGAAUUUCCUCAGCCAGCGAGGUGUUCCAGAAAACUCUAACAGAGAUGCUCGAAGGGCUGCCGGGAGUGCGCGUCUACGUAGACGACGUUUUAAUAUGGGGCGACUCAAAGGAAGAACACGACGAACGCGUCAUCGCAUUUGUACCUGGUAGGGACCUGUUACUCGCCGACCUGCUGUCUCGGGCUGCACUACCAACUGGCGGAGGCGACCAAGUCGAGGACGUGGACGUCCACACAACGCAAGUAGUCACCAGCAUCAUAAGCAAAGCGACUAUGUUGCGGCUGCAGAAGGAAACCCUCGAAGAUCCGCUUCUCAGCCGCACCAUGAAACAAAUGGAAGAUGGCAUAGCAAUAGACGGUGUACUGAAACCGUAUGCGGAAGAGCUAUCCGUGGUCAAUGGAGUGGUGCUAAAGGGUUGCAAAGUUGUGGUGCCUAAAUCAAUGCGUGCGGAAAUUCUUGAGCGAAUUACGAAGGCCACUUAG